GGAAGCGCACAGUCCCCGCUUUAUGAACCGCGCGCACCAACUUCCCGGACCGCGAGCAGCUCUCUCUUUGAGCCGCUGUCCCUCUCUCUUUCUCCGUAUACAUGAGUCGGUAGCCUGCUGUCUUUCGCGUAUAGAUGUAGGCGGUAACCGGAGCUCACAGUGGGAGACUCUGUUGUCGUCCUUUGCGUCAUGGAGGACUGCUGUUCCGCGGAGAGCGAGAGGAUGGAAGCGUGGCUGGACGACCACUUGGAGUUCACCCACUCCUACUUUAUCAGGAAGGCGUCAAGGGAGAUGGUGAAUGCCUGGUUCGCUGAGCGCGUCCACUCCAUGCAGCCAUCUGCCUCCAAAGAAAAUCCUCUACAGCAGCGGGCCCACCAGUCCUCCACGGACUACAGCUCCCCUUCUGCCUCCACCAUCCUCCCACCCACCCUCAGCUUCCUGGACAACUGCUGCCCUUCCCCGGCCACGGUCCCGAGCCCGGCCCCCGGCACCCCAACUCGCAAGAUCUCAGCAUCUGAGUUCGACCGCCCACUCAGACCCAUUGUGGUUAAAGACUCUGAGGGCUCUUUGACGUUUCUGAGCGACGCCGACCGUGAAACUGUCCCUCUCCGGGGCUCAGUGAUGGGUGAAGGUGGUGUCAGCGGGGCAGGUAGUGGCAGCGGGGUUGACUGCUGCGCCAGGCUGCUGGAGCUGGUGAAGGACGUGUCGAGUCAUCUGGAUGUGACAGCACUCUGCCACAAGAUCUUUCUCCACAUCAAUGAGCUAAUCGCCGCAGACCGCUACUCGCUGUUCCUGGUAGGCGAGGACAGCUCCAACAGGAAGUUCUUAGUCAGCCGUCUAUUUGACGUAGCCGAGGGAUCCACACUGGAGGAGUCCUCCAGUAGCUGCAUCAGGCUGGAGUGGAACAAGGGCAUUGUGGGACAUGUAGCCGCCACGGGACAGCCGCUCAAUAUCAAGAACGCGUACGAGGACCCCAGGUUUAAUGCUGAGGUGGACCUGAUCACAGGUUACAAAACCCAGAGUAUCCUUUGCCUUCCCAUCAAGAACCACAGAGAUGAGGUAGUUGGAGUGGCUCAGGCUAUCAAUAAAAAAUGUGGGGAGGACAGUGCCUUCAGUGAACAGGAUGAAAAGGACUUCUCAGCCUAUUUAGCCUUCUCAGGCAUCGUCCUGCACAACGCUCAGCUCUACGAGACAUCGCAACUCGAAAACAGACGCAAUCAGGUGCUAUUGGACCUGGCCAGUCUGAUCUUUGAGGAGCAACAGUGUCUGGAGGUCUUACUGAGGAAAAUCGCAGGAACCAUCCUGUCCUUCAUGCAGGCCCAGGCUUGUACCGUCUUCAUCGCUGAUGACGACUCCAUGAACUCCUUCUCCAGUGUCUUUUAUAUGGAAUACGAGGAGCUACGUGAAGUCCUCGAUGCCCCCAAAAGGGACUGUGAUGUCAGUCAGAUUAACUACAUGUAUGCCCAGUAUGUCAAAAACACCAUGCAUCCUCUCAACAUUGCAGACAUCACCAAGGACCAACGCUUCCCUUGGACACGGGAAAACCCACAUCACACCAGCAACCAGAUAAAGAGCUUGCUCUGCACUCCCAUCAGGAAUGGCAAGAAGGACAAAGUCAUAGGUGUAUGUCAGUUGGUGAACAAGAUGGAUGAAGCACCAGGCACUGUGAAGGCCUUCAACAGGAACGAUGAGCAGUUCCUGGAGGCAUUCGCCAUCUUCUGUGGUCUCGGCAUCCAGAACACACAGAUGUAUGAAACAGUGGAGAGAGCAAUGGCCAAGCAAGAGGUCACUCUGGAGGUCUUGUCGUAUCAUGCCUCUGCCGCAGAGGAAGAAUCGCGGGAACUCCAGGUAACCGCGGUAUCCACAGUGCCGUCAGCCCAGUCGUUGCAUCUUCUGGACUUCAGCUUCAGUGACUUUGACUUGUCAGACACCGAAACCACGCAGGCUACUAUUCGUAUGUUUGUCGACCUCAACCUGGUCCAAAACUUCCAGAUGAAGUACAUGAGUUUGUGCCAGUGGGUUCUGAGUGUGAAGAAGAACUACAGGAAGAAUGUGGCUUAUCACAACUGGAGACAUGCCUUCAACACUGCCCAGAGCAUGUUCACCCUCCUCAAGUCAGGACGCCUCCAGAAUAACCUGAGUGAUCUGGAGGUCUUGGCUCUGAUGAUUGCAACUCUGAGCCACGAUCUGGACCACAGAGGAGUCAACAACUCCUACAUACAGAGGAGCGACCACCCACUGGCCCAGCUCUACUGCCACUCCACCAUGGAGCAUCACCACUUCGACCAGUGCCUCAUGAUCCUCAACAGCUCUGUAGGUGCACUCACUCACGCAUGUACAGAGGAAUCCUGCCAGUCACCUACCUACCAACUGCCAAAAGAGAAAUGGUUUCAUACUUUGUCUAACAAGUGAUAGAUUUCAUCAGGUGAUGGAGACACCACACCUGUGUUUGUAUUUGCUCAGAGCCCCUCUUAUUGCAAACACAAAGACCCUAAGUAUUAGAGCCAGACAGGUAGAUUAGCCAUGCCGAUAUCAAAUAAUUGCAGACAUAUCAGUACAUAUGUCGGCCCACAAGUAAUAGCAGUCCAGAAAUGUCAAACUAGGUUUGAGGUCAUUCAGGAACAGUGUCACCAUUCGAUAGAUUGCCCACCAGAGAUCACUGGCAGGGUUAUUCUUCCACUGAAAAACUAUUUUCAGCAGAAAGUAGCUAAGUCUGUUCAAGAAGCCACUAGAUGACAUCACGCACUACUUUGCAUAUAUUACGUAACUAUCAACACAUGUACAAGAUUUUUGUAAAUAAAAGUUAAGAAAUACAGGAAAGUCAAGCUAAACCUAAUGGACUCUUACUAGCUUUAUCAUGAGCUAUUAUUAUGUUUUAAUGCUCAUCAGAUCAAUAUGUAUCCUAAUCUACCUCUCACCUCAAAACUGUGGAAGGAUGUAUUGAUUGGUCCAGCUUUAAUCAACAUUUGAUAUCUACACUGAACCAGGUGACUCUAUAAUGUGAAACAGGGAUCUCAAUGUGCCUAAAUCACAAAGAUGUAUUACUUUGCUCUUUAGCUUACGCUAGUGCAGGGGCAUUCAAUUAACACUCAAAGACACAAACACAAAAAUUUCCUCCCAGCAGACGUUCAAACCUCAUAAUGUAUAUUUGCAUCCUAUAGUUUACCCCUAAAUCUGUCAAACAAACUCAACUACAGUAUGUGCAUUUCCAUAUCAUUUCAACAACAUUUAUUGUCAAUUUUCAAAGUAGGAUCAUUUAAAAUAACUAUCUUUACCUUAAAUAAGAUUAGUCUUAGCACAAUGAAGACUUAGUUUGAUCAUCCCCCCUUGUUCUUUAUUCUUAUUUAGUUAUUUAUUUUAAACAUUUUAUCGAGCAUACUUCCUUUCUAGUAAGAGAAAUGGGACUGCGACUGCCCUGCUACUAGUUUGAAUCUUGGCUUGAGUGGAGUUAGAGCCAAUGUCAUACACAUCUGUAAGUGCUCAUUGUACUUGGUUUUGAUAAUGUUCAUAGUGUAGAAAGCUGACUCACAGUUGAUCCAGACAUGGUCAAGGUGUUGACAUUUGGUUUUAGGUUUGGAGUCUGAGACUCUUCAAACAACACAAGUACGAAAACCCUACUAUUCUCAGCUCACUUCAGAAAUAACUGCUGCUGCCUUAAAGGACCAGCUGUCUGAACUGCAGGUACAGUUACAUGUGAGUGUAGCAAAGGAAGAGCUGUCACUUUCAUCAUGGAUAUCCGUGUGGGAGCAGAAUGAAGGGAGGGAAAGAGGAGAGGGACCAAAAGCAUCAGGCAAAUCAUCUCUUCCCAAACGGAUUUUAUCUUCAUCACAGUUAUGCAAAACAUGACAUUAGUUGACCUUUCACUGCUGCAGCUGAUUCAGUAUGCAGCAGCUGAGCUCUUGGCAGGUGCUUUGAAGAGGCUCCAUCUCUCACAGUAGGUCUCUGAGCUGCUGUGGUCUUACAACAGCUACUAGUAGACAUUUAUGUUCCAGAUUCCAAUUGGUCAUCCCUUUUCUAUUGCAGAAGCAAAAAUCCAUUGCCAAUACCAGAAAAAAACAACAACAAAAAAUGGUAAUGUAAUAGCUUAUAGUGUGUAGUGUAAUAAUUAUUAUGUGUAUCCUCAUUUAAGCCCUUAAAGCGCUUGGGAACCUCUUGAAGCCAACUCAUCCUGGCCAAGCUGUCAGCCUUCUUGUAAGGAACUGAAACCAACUUUAAAUGGAACCUGAGGUUUUGUAUUCUUUGUUAACUCAGAUAUCUUUAAAGUAUCGCCCAAAAUAACCCAGCAGCAAGUAGUAUUGAAACUUCUCCAGUAAAAAGAUGCCCAUAAUCUAUCCCUUUUGGGCCAGAUCUAGAAAAAUUGACUAUUUACAUGUUAUUGUUGUGGUUUUUUUCCUGUUGAUGAGCCGCUUCUUUGACUUUACCUAACGGCUGGCUCAGUAACUGUUAUCUAUCUGACUCGUGGUGAGACACCACAGGAUCUCACUGUUAGGACCUCAGUAACGAACACCCACAGAACACAAGAGAGAUUGGAUUUUCUUCAGUUCACGCAGAUUUAUUUGUAUCACAAAGUAUACAAGUAAACCGAGCUGUCCGGAGUCAACUCUCUUCACAAUAGCAUUGUUCAUUACUUUAUACCUCCAUUCUACCCUAAGUCUCCCCCCCCCCCCCUUCGGAGAUGUCCUCCUCCUCUUCUGAACUUUCACCUAGACAAGUUACACUGUGCACCUCGGACAAGUCAUAACAGAGGGUUUUUUGAUUAACCACAGUCUCCUUCCACACUCGUCUUCUUCUGAUUUCACUUCUGGCCGCCCGUCACAGCGACCGGAUCCCGUUCUUGCCCUGCGUUAGAAAUCUUGGCCUACUUGUUUAUCUGCUUCAUCCCCCCUCUAUCUUCACCCGGGCUCCAAGGCCGCUAUCCGAGACUCUCUGUCUCAGUGUCGUGAACAAUGAUACAGGCCAAUAUCGCAGUAUGAAUGUGAAUAUACAUGGAUACAUUUCAAAGUAUGGAUAUGAUUGAUUUUACACAAAUAUAUUUCAAGACACAUACAUUUUUCCUCCCACAGUAUUGCUUGCAACCGCUACAACCUAUACAACCAGGAUUGUCUGCCUGCACACAUGGAAAU
Anarrhichthys ocellatus (wolf-eel) is the source of this 5123-nucleotide messenger RNA. It is a transcript of the gene pde5ab, whose product is annotated as phosphodiesterase 5A, cGMP-specific, b. Gene Ontology annotation, molecular function: protein binding; 3',5'-cyclic-nucleotide phosphodiesterase activity. Bases 190 to 2412 code for a protein of 740 amino acids. Gene Ontology annotation, biological process: signal transduction. The transcript is spliced from 16 exons. The record is from RefSeq and is a predicted model, not a curated record. Lineage: Eukaryota; Metazoa; Chordata; Actinopteri; Perciformes; Anarhichadidae.